Molecule: messenger RNA, 1849 nt
Organism: Botrytis cinerea B05.10
Lineage: Eukaryota; Fungi; Ascomycota; Leotiomycetes; Helotiales; Sclerotiniaceae
Exons: 3
Coding region: 443-1348 (301 amino acids)
Biological process (GO): positive regulation of DNA-templated transcription, elongation; positive regulation of transcription by RNA polymerase I
Cellular component (GO): CTDK-1 complex
Source: RefSeq, a predicted model, not a curated record
GAUACAGAAACUUGGCACAGUCUGAAAUGAAUAUAGAUUCUCUGCGCAUGUGGGAGAAGUGCAUAUCUAUAUCUCGCCGCAGCGCUUACAAGUACAGGUACGGAUGACAGAUGGCUCCUACUGUACUUGAGAAGCACAUCGCUGCUUCCAAACAAUAAAUUGACCUAUAUUGGCAUUGUGACAUGUCCCCUCAAAUUCAUCUCCUCGAGUCAAACAAAACACACACGCAAACAUACCACAACCAAGAACUGUCAAGGUCAUUUCUGAUUCCGCGUUUUCGACUCAAUAGUUCAUAUUGAUUAUCUAGUUUUUCGGUCAGAGUUUCUGUCAAGGAAGUCAAACAAAGCUGCCUUCCCCACCACACCACAAUCCCACCAAAAUACUGCCACCGCUCCACCGCCCAAAUCUCACCCAAUCAAGCGUAGUGCUUCAAAACUACAUCAUGGAUCCAGCCAGACCAGCUCCACUGCGCAACAGUAGACUUCUCAAUUCCAUUGAAGAGCCGACUUUUCGCGCAAAUCUACCAGAUCCGAUACCAGCCAAGCCGCUCAAAGGGAAGGUUAAGUCAGCGCCAACAGAGAUGGACCCCUUCGAAGUGCGCAUUCGCUUUACGCAAUAUUUGCAACAUUUGAAUGCAAGUGUUACGAGUGCGAAUAAGACGGCACAAUAUGCGUUGAAAUAUAGAGAUAUGGAUGAGGAUUUGCAUAGUUGCAUUCUAGAACAACUGGAGAAAAAUUCUAUGAACAACAGAGCAAACAUCAUGUUUUUUAUCGAAAUUUUAUGUGAUAUGGCAUCGAGAGAAGGACACGACGAUUAUGUGCGCAUGAUGCAAAGAGACAUUCUACGGGUAGUUGAUGCAGUUGCGCCAGAAGAUGGAUCCGGAGCAGCAAAUGUCAAAGUAGUGCGCAAAGUUCUCCAAGGUCUUCAACAAAAAUCCUUCCUCUUACCACAAACUGUCACGGAAAUCGAAGAAUGUCUCAAGGAACGCGACACCCAACCCGAUGCACUCAUGUCUUCUCCGCCCGCAAACGAAGCCAAUGGAAAUGGAACUUCACAACAUGCUACUCCCAAACAAGCUAAACCAAACGGGGUCGCGAGAUUGGAUAAGAGGCAGAUUGAACAGAGAAUUGAAGAGGAUCGCGAAAGACAUAAGAGAUUGAGAGAACAUAUCUGGGCUGUACCGGCCACGGGUCCUAAUUCGGAAUUCGAUAAACUGUGGGAUGAAACGAGCGAUUUGGGAGAUGAUGAUAUGGAUUUAUAUGAGGAAGAAGCCAUGGAGAGAAAAGAGGCCGGAAGGGAAUGGUUUAAUGAGCAAGUUCAUAAAAGUAGACUUGAGGGUCAAUCUUGAAUGGAGGGUUAGUUUUUCCCGGUCAUGGCGUUAAAAUUGCAUUAUAUGGCGGAGUUCGUGCAUUGGCGUUCUACGGUUAUUCAGGUAUACCGGGGAUCAUUAUGUGGCACAUACUUGGACGGCGUGGUUAUAAAUAGGUUUCAGGACUUUUGCAUCACACGACUAUAUAGUCUUAGUGCUCAUUUGUAUGGACAGCACUGAGGAGUCGGCACAUAAAAUGCGGUAAUGUCGUUUUUAUCAAACAGAGAUUUCGUGGUAAAAUCCCGUUUUCAAUAUGGAAACAGGGAAUGUGGGACCUUUAAAAUCAUGGCAACUAUCUCGUUAAAUAAGCAAUCUCUCAAAAUCAUCUUUGGUUACCCUACAGAUUUACUGUUCCAUUCAAGGAGUGCAAGUAUCGGGCAAUGUAUAUGUUUUUACCAGUGUAUGCAACAUACCCAUCUCCCAUGCGACAUCAUCUUCGCAUCCAGCCAAAAAUUCAGCCUGUGAAUCUUAUAUUUUGUA